AUGGUUGAUGAUGAGCUGACCGCCUUGGUAGUAGACAAUGGGUCAGGGAUGUGCAAGGCAGGUUUUGGAGGUGACGAUGCCCCCAGAGCAGUGUUCCCCUCCAUGGUAGGGCGUCCUCGGCACCAGGGCGUCAUGGUGGGCAUGGGCCAGAAGGACUGCUAUGUGGGAGAUGAGGCCCAGAGUAAGAGAGGCAUUCUGACCCUGAAGUAUCCCAUCGAACACGGCGUUGUCACCAACUGGGAUGAUAUGGAGAAGAUCUGGUAUCACACCUUCUACAACGAGCUCCGCGUGGCACCCGAUGAGCACCCCAUCCUCCUCACCGAGGCGCCCCUCAACCCCAAGAUCAACCGGGAAAAGAUGACUCAGAUCAUGUUCGAGGCCUUCAACACACCUGCCAUGUACGUGGCUAUCCAAGCCGUGCUGUCCCUCUAUGCCUCGGGACGGACCACAGGUAUUGUGAUGGAUUCUGGAGAUGGGGUUACUCACACGGUGCCCAUCUACGAGGGCUACGCCCUGCCCCAUGCUAUUCUACGUCUAGAUCUGGCAGGUAGAGACCUGACAGAUUACCUCAUGAAGAUCCUGACAGAACGAGGUUACAACUUCACCACCACAGCCGAGCGAGAGAUUGUGCGAGAUGUCAAAGAGAAAUUGUGUUAUGUAGCCCUGGACUUUGAGCAAGAGAUGCUCAGUGCCGCUACAUCCUCUUCACUUGAAAAAAGCUACGAGCUUCCUGAUGGGCAGGUAAUCACCAUAGGGAAUGAACGCUUUCGAUGCCCUGAAGCCGUUUUCCAGCCAUCCUUUCUGGGCCUUGAGUCCAGCGGAAUCCACGAGGCAACCUUCAACUCCAUCAUGAAGUGCGAUGUGGAUAUCCGCAAGGAUCUCUAUGCCAACACCGUGCUGUCUGGGGGCAGCACCAUGUACCCAGGAAUUGCUGACCGGAUGCAGAAGGAAAUUAUAGCCCUGGCACCUAGCACCAUGAAAAUCAAGAUCAUAGCCCCCCCAGAGCGCAAGUAUUCUGUUUGGAUUGGAGGCUCCAUCCUGGCCAGCCUGUCCACAUUCCAGCAGAUGUGGAUUAGUAAGCAGGAAUAUGAUGAGGCUGGUCCUCCCAUCGUUCACAGAAAAUGCUUCUGAAUGGGCCUCCCUGACAGAGGUGUGGGUUUUCCUUUCUUCUAGGUCAUAGUGAUGGUACCGCGCUGUCCACUAGAAUUAAGGUAAAUAGACCACACUUCCUAAGGCACAAAACUAACAAAGGUAUUUUUCUGGCCACGUA
Dipodomys ordii (Ord's kangaroo rat) is the source of this 1270-nucleotide messenger RNA. It is a transcript of the gene Actbl2, whose product is annotated as actin, beta-like 2. Bases 1 to 1131 code for a protein of 376 amino acids. Gene Ontology annotation, cellular component: axon; glutamatergic synapse; membrane. Gene Ontology annotation, molecular function: nucleosomal DNA binding; protein kinase binding. The transcript has a single exon. The record is from RefSeq and is a predicted model, not a curated record. Lineage: Eukaryota; Metazoa; Chordata; Mammalia; Rodentia; Heteromyidae. Gene Ontology annotation, biological process: cell motility; axonogenesis.